UAUUACACAUGCGCUGAUAGAACUCCAGGAAGCGCCGGCCGAUUUGAAGGAAGUCAAUAUAGGGAAAACAACGCACACAAAAUGACAGUCCAUUUACUAAUUUGCUGAAGAUUAGAUCAUUCACUGUCAGAAUGGAGACUCCUAACUCGAUGAAGUCAGGGACUUCGUUCCACACACCAGAUGAUACGGUCUAUUCAACAAAACCGCCUAUGAGUGCAACACUUAAAGAACGACUAAAGAAAUCAAGACGUUCCUUUAAAUCCCCCAUCUCUGUGGUAAAACGACUCAAGAUAGGCUCAGAGGCUGAUGGCGAUUUAGAGUUGCCCAGCGCGUCCUCAAAACCUGCUGAGGACCCUGGAAAUGACGAUCAGGUGAUGUCAGACUCAAGCCUUGAAACGGCUAGCUUAACUAGUAAAACUGCAUUGGACAGAGCUGAUAGAGUAAGUGAUGCAGGCCAAAGCUGUCAUUGCCCCAGAACCCCUGCACAGCCACAGCUGCUGGAGCUGCUGAAGGAGAGGGACAGGCUGAAAAAAGAGGUACGAGAAAAAGAGGAGACUCUACGAAGACUGCAAAUGGCAAAAAUGUACAGGGCUAAGAAUGACCUGACAGAACUGCGCUCUCUGAUAGACAAAUGGCGAAGCAGCAGCCAGUCUGUCCUGUAUGAACUCCAGUCGUCUCUCUCUACAGAUGGCAAUAAGCUGAGCCUCACACACCUCAUAGACAGCCUGGGACUGGAGGGCACACUGCUGCAUUAUGACAAGACAGAGGAAGACUUCACAUAGACGUAAUCUUGAUGGGUUGCAGCAGAAAACAAAAUGAAUAUUUUUCUUUAAAGCAGUGGCAGUUCCAUGUCUUGUUCAUUAGGAAACAAGAAUGUGCAGAAGACAGUAGUGAGGUUUUGUGU
This is a messenger RNA of Acipenser ruthenus (sterlet), 904 nucleotides long. It is a transcript of the gene sfr1, whose product is annotated as SWI5-dependent homologous recombination repair protein 1. The coding region runs from base 132 to 782 and encodes 216 amino acids. The transcript has 4 exons. Gene Ontology annotation, cellular component: Swi5-Sfr1 complex. NCBI's taxonomy places the organism in Eukaryota, Metazoa, Chordata, Actinopteri, Acipenseriformes, Acipenseridae. Gene Ontology annotation, biological process: double-strand break repair via homologous recombination; positive regulation of DNA-templated transcription. The record is from RefSeq and is a predicted model, not a curated record.